CAAUAUCCUAGUCAUGUCUGCCUAGCCGCAGACAGUCCCAAAUGCCAUUUUCGUUCCGAUACUACCACACUUGACGGAGUCUCGCAGGUGCCGCGAAUGUUUUAAUUGAUGUUGCGCCAAUAAUAGCAACGCAACAGAUCUUGGUGCUCACCCCAACUGCAGUUCGAGAGACAAUGCAACUCGAGGUAGGCUCAACGAGUGGAAUUGUCUGCAGCGUACGAGGUGGGGUAGUGAGAUAUUAAGCACGAAAAGAACCCACCUGUUCGUGAUGAAUGCUUUACGCUCUGCUCAAGUCUUCUUAUUUUGGGUUGUUGUCCCAAGUUAACAAUCAUACCUGUAGUCUUGAAUUCAAUAGCAUUGCCUGCCCCCCAUAAACUAUCAUGGCGCCAGCAGUUGGCAGGAGGUACGAUCUCUUUGCACCGCAAGACAAACGCACGCAUGUCCUCCAAGCCAGGAAUGAGAUGGCCGUGCCAUUGAAUCCCUGGAUGAUGAUCCUCAUCAUCAUCGGUGUCUUCUUAGUGGUCAUCCUCGUCGUCUUCGUCGCGCUGUACUUCGCAAGGAAACGGCGGCGCGCGCGAGAACUGGAAGCACAAGCAGACCCAAUGGCAAUCCGGCGAGAAGGCUUUCGACGACGGAAACCCAGCGCAGCCGAUCAAGCAGAGGCAGAAGAGCUGGAGCGAUCCGUCAUGAUCCGCAAGUCGCUAGCCAGUCGCGCAUCAUCAUACAGCAUCGGCAGCUCGCGCAUCCUCAACAGCCCGCGGAAUUCCCAUCUACUUGAUGAUAUCCCGGCGGAAGAAGCUGAAGGAGAAACGGGGGGACUCAACGAGGAUUGGAAGGAGUGGGAGGCUCGGGUGAGGAAGCAGAGGACGAACUCGCUUGGACAAGGGCACCCAGCAUUGUCGCCGCCAUUGGAGCAGCUUGCAAUACCUCAGCAAUCUCGGGGUCCAUCGCCGGCAACGAUGGUGGCUCCGGGCAGGUCGUCACCGCGGUUGCCACUACCGCCGGCGCCACCGCAGUACGGACGACCUGCAGACGAAUCGCCUGCUCACGCGCGCUGACUGGUUGGUUUUUUCCUGAUUCAUCAUGUAACGGGAAUUGGCGAGCUGCACCGGCUCAUUCCAGGAACUAAGGGCGUUCUUUCUCGCUCAAUAAGAUCGCGCAAUCACCAACGUAGCAUUUCCUGCCGAAGUUUGUCCACAAGUACAAGUCGCUAUAAUAAGCACAACCAUAGCUAUAAUGCUAUAAUCUAGCGGUUUCUUCUGUAUUUAACCUCUCUAUUCUUCCUAAUUUGCUCCUAAAUAAAAGUUACUUUGCU
Messenger RNA from Pseudomassariella vexata, 1315 nucleotides. RefSeq lists its product as uncharacterized. The coding region runs from base 381 to 1058 and encodes 225 amino acids. Lineage: Eukaryota; Fungi; Ascomycota; Sordariomycetes; Amphisphaeriales; Pseudomassariaceae. The transcript has a single exon. The record is from RefSeq and is a predicted model, not a curated record.